GAGUCGGCGUCCGGCCGGCGGUGCGGUGGGGACGGGACCCGGCGGGACCGAGCGGGGGGCCAUGGAGAAAGCGGCCCGCGGCGCCGCGCACACCGACUAGAGCCGGCGCCCGACGCCGGCGCCAUGGACCGAGCGCCGGCCGAGCAGAAUGUCAAACUGUCUGCUGAAGUAGAGCCAUUUAUUCCCCAGAAGAAGAAUCUGGAUGCGUUUGUGCUCCCUAUGGCUCUCCCAAACGAUAAUGGAAGCAUUUCUGGUGUCGAGCCAACGCCAAUCCCCAGUUAUCUGAUUACCUGUUACCCAUUUGUCCAGGAAAACCAGUCCAAUAGACAAUUUCCUUUAUAUAACAAUGAUAUACGAUGGCAACAGCCCAGCCCGAACCCUACUGGACCCUACCUUGCCUACCCCAUUAUAUCUGCUCAGCCACCUGUGUCCACAGAGUACACCUAUUACCAGCUGAUGCCAGCGCCCUGCGCCCAAGUUAUGGGCUUCUACCACCCUUUUCCUGCACCUUACUCCAGCACCUUCCAGGCUGCGAACACUGUCAAUGCCAUAACCACAGAAUGCACGGAGCGUCCACAUCAGCUGGGGCAGGCCUUCCCGUUGUCCAGUCAUCGGAGCCGGAACGGUAACAGAGGGCCGGUAGUGCCAAAACCACAGCUUUUACAACAACAUAUAAAAAACAAAAGACCGCAGGUGAAGAAUGUGGCCACUCAGAAAGAAACAAGCUCAGCAGGUCCCGAUAACCGAUCCAAGAUUGUGCUUCUGGUGGAUGCUUCCCAGCAGACUGAUUUCCCAUCAGACAUUGCUAAUAAGUCUCUCUCAGAGAGCACAGCCACAAUGCUCUGGAAAGCCAAAGGCAGGAGGAGGAGAGCCUCCCACCCUGCUGCAGAGUCCUCCAGUGAGCAGGGGGCCAGCGAAGCUGACAUCGACAGUGACAGUGGCUACUGUAGCCCCAAGCACAACAACCAGCCUGCGGCAGGCGCUCUGCGGAAUCCUGAUCCUGGGACCAUGAAUCAUGCGGAAUCAUCAGGCUGUACAGGUGGUGUAAACUGGCCCAAAGUAACUUGCCAGGCAAUCCAGAAAAGACCGUGGAUGGAAAAACACCAGGCAUUUUCUAGAGGGGGAAGGCAGACUGAACAGAGAAAUAAUUCACAGGCUGGAUUCCGAUGCCGAGGACAUAGCACUUCCUCAGAAAGAAGACAGAAUUUGCAAAAGAGACAAGACAAUAAGCACUUAAACUCUGCUCAGUCUCACAGAAAUGACCUAAAUUCUGAGUCUUUAUAUUUUGAGGAUGAAGAUGGGUUUCAAGAACUAAGUGAGAAUGGAAAUUCUAAAGAUGAGAAUAUUCAACAGAAACUGCCUUCAAAAGUAUUGGAUGACUUACCUGAAAACUCACCCAUCAAUAUAGUUCAGACUCCAAUUCCCAUUACCACUUCGGUUCCUAAACGAGCCAAGAGUCAAAAGAAGAAAGCAUUAGCUGCAGCCCUUGCCACAGCACAAGAAUACUCAGAAAUAAGUAUGGAGCAAAAAAAACUGCAGGAAGCUUUAUCAAAAGCAGCUGGAAAGAAGAAUAAGACCCCUGUGCAGCUAGAUUUAGGGGACAUGCUAGCUGCUCUGGAGAAGCAACAGCAAGCCAUGAAAGCUCGCCAGAUCACCAACACCAGACCGCUCGCGUAUCCAGUCGCCGCCGCCGCCGCAGCUGCCUUCCACACUAAAGACACUGCUAACAGAAAGCCUUUAACCAAAAGCCAGCCCUGCUUGACGUCCUGCAACUCUCUGGACGUGACUUCCUCUAAAGCGAAGAGAGGGAAAGAGAAGGAAAUGGCAAAGCUAAAACGGCCCACAGCGCUCAAAAAGGUUAUUUUGAAAGAAAGAGAGGAGAAGAAGGGACGUCUGAUUGUGGAACACAGUGUUUUGGGAGCUGAGGAGCCAACAGAAACGCAUUUGGACCUCACCAGUGACUUGCCUCAGGAGACUGUCUCCCAGGAAGAUACUGGACUGAGCAUGCCCAGUGAUGCUUCAUUGUCUCCAGCAAGUCAGAACUCUCCGUACUGUAUGACACCUGUGUCGCAAGGCUCUCCUGCCAGUUCUGGCAUAGGCAGCCCGAUGGCAUCGUCAACGAUAACCAAAAUCCACAGCAAAAGAUUUCGAGAAUAUUGUAAUCAGGUUCUCUCUAAAGAAAUCGAUGAAUGUGUGACCCUCCUUCUGCAAGAGCUUGUCAGUUUCCAGGAGCGCAUCUACCAGAAGGACCCCGUGAGAGCCAAAGCCAGGCGGCGGCUGGUCAUGGGGCUGAGGGAGGUCACCAAGCACAUGAAGCUGAACAAGAUCAAGUGUGUCAUCAUUUCCCCAAACUGUGAGAAGAUCCAGUCAAAGGGUGGCCUGGAUGAGGCCCUCUACAAUGUCAUAGCCAUGGCCCGGGAACAGGAGAUUCCUUUUGUGUUUGCCCUUGGAAGGAAAGCUUUGGGACGCUGUGUGAACAAGCUGGUUCCUGUUAGUGUUGUGGGAAUCUUCAACUAUUUCGGUGCUGAGAGCCUGUUUAAUAGACUGGUGGAGCUCACCGAGGAAGCCAGGAAGGCCUAUAAGGACAUGGUUGCUGCAACAGAGCAGGAGCAAGCGGAGGAAGCCCUGAAGAGCGUGAAGACGGUGCCUCACCACAUGGGCCACUCCCGGAACCCCUCUGCGGCCAGCGCCAUUUCUUUCUGCAGCGUUAUUUCUGAGCCCAUUUCCGAAGUGAAUGAAAAGGAGUAUGAAACUAAUUGGAGAAGCAUGGUCGAGACUUCAGAUGGCUUAGAAACAUCAGAGAACGAGAAAGAGCUUCCCUGUAAGCACGGCCCUUCUGAGAAGCCCAGUAAACUUGCACUCGACACAACCCUUGUGAGUAAGCAGCCGCCGCUGGCUGCGGGCAGCACUACCUCAGCGCCAAGCCAGGGGAAAGCCGUAGGUGACAAGGAUGACCUGAAGCCAGAUGACCUGGAGUGGGCCUCCCAGCAGAGCACAGAGACGGGCUCCUUGGAUGGCAGUUGCCGAGAUCUUUUGAAUUCCUCCAUCACCAGCACCACCAGCACGCUUGUACCUGGUAUGCUUGAAGAAGAGGAUGAUGAAGAAGAGGAAGAGGAGGAAGAUUAUACUCAUGAACCCAUAUCAGUCGAAGUGCAACUCAACAGUAGAAUUGAGUCCUGGGUCUCGGAGACCCAGAGGACUAUGGAAACGCUUCAGCUCGGCAAGGCCCUGCCUGGCUCCGAGGAAGACAACGCAGAGCAAAGCGGAGAGGAAUCGGCAGAAGCACUUGAGGGGCUGGAAUCGGGGGUGGACAGUGAGACCUGGACCCCUGACCAGCAGCCGAAACCCAGCAACUCUGUGAACAAAGAGCACUCUGACUCCAGUUCUGCUCCCCCAAAUCUAUAACUCAGGAAGUGUCAGCUGUCUCCAGCUGUGUCUGGCUGCAGCCCUGUAUCUGACGCUCCAUCUCAACAUUUUCCACUGUCCAGUUAUUUACUGUGUUUUUAAUUCCCAACAGACCUUUUGUAGCUCCUGCCUAUUUUGUUACAAUCUCUAGCUUCGCUUUUAACUAGUGUCCAAGUCUAUUUCUAAGAAUUGUGUAGAAAAUUCAGACUUCUUUCAACUUACUUUGUACUGAAAAAUAAUGAUUAAAGAAAGAAGACCAAAUUCUAAAGAAAAAAAUAAACAACUAAUGGCUAGUUAAGAUGAUUUUACAAACUGAAGAUUGAGAUUAUAAGGACCAGUGUUUGAUUGCAGACUCCAUCUCCUUCAGGAUAAUUUGUCUGUUGGAGUGGUGUAAGCAGCUUUUGAAAAGUGCUGGAGGGGACUAAAAGUCGAGGGCAGCAAGGCUGCCCAGUGUGCGUAUUCAAAAAUGGAUGCAGGUUUUGCUUGGUCCGCAAUGUUUAUUUCAGAAGCCACUGGCCAUUGUAACCCACAAAAGUCGGGAUGGGCUGAAACAGCCUGCAGGAGUUAGGUGAGCUCUGGAGCGUUACCGUGCUGGCCUCGUUGUGGAGAGGGAUGGAUGUUUGUAAGAGCAGUCACCAUGGUGCGACUUGCCAGGUUCUAUCUAACAUUUGCCUCUUACCUCAGGAAUGCUCUUGUACAUAGUAUGUAAAGUUAGGCAGACGAUGACAGGUGACUAGUGUACAGGUUUGUAUUACCAUAGCACUUCCCGUGGACACCGGAAGCAAGGCUAUCCUGCUGUGUUCUACUGCUUGCUUUUGCUUUAGGACCCUCUUGUUUUGAGGCAUGGAUCUGUUUGCAUAUUCAAACAAAUCCACAUUGUAAGUCAUUUCAUCUUUUAAAAUGCACCUUCUUCAUGGCAAGAAGCACAGUUCCAGGAAGUCAGGAAAGUCCUUUUGCACAGUUUGUGACAUGUUCAGGUAAGGCUUGGAAGAAGCUGUAGAAGAAAAGAGAAGGUUAUUCUAAUUGUGCAGAUCCUUCAGAUGAUUUAUCAUAUGCAAGCAUAUGCAGAAAUUAAUUUUAUUCAUGGUUAUUUAUCUCUACCCUUCUCGACUGUGUGUGUGUGUUUGGAAGAAUCUUAACUUAAUGAGCUGUUCCGUUUGCUGUCCAGCUGUCACCAGGAUUCUGCUGUCUGCAAGUUUCUAUAAGGAGGUGGAAGAAUCAUACAUCACCGUCUUUUGUCUUCAUCUCCUCUCCUUUCCCCCAGCUACCAGUACACAGAUAGACACAUGAGCUUUCUCCCUACGAGCUCCCAGAAGCAGGCACCAGCCACGAGUACUCAUCCCUGGUCAUGCCAUGCAGGACUUUGCCUCUCGGAGACAGGAGACAAGUUAGAGAAAGUCUUUGCUGAAAUAAUUGGGACCUACUGUGGAGCUCUGAGGUUUUAUAAUGCUGGAGAGAUGAGAUCCUUGGCUAAUGGCAUAGUAUUUGCAAAUUGUGAAAGUUUAGGAGCAUUGCUUUAUUUAAAAUAAAUGUCAGUCAACUUGAUUAGUGUGCUAAAGGGGACAGUAGUAUACCGUCCAGUCUAAACUGUUGUCCAGUGUAGACUCUAGGCACUAAUCAUCUGAUACUUCAGUUAGACGUAAGGAAUGAAGCUGACAGUGUGAUUUUCAUGGGCCGAUUCUUACUGUCUGCAUAUUUGAAAGCCUUAACUUGUUUAAAGAGAUGAUAGAGGUUUUGAACGACUGGCAAUCUUGAAAGUGGAUUUGAAAACUUUUCCUACUUUUCAUGAUGUUAUUUUCCUGUUGAUGUCAGUAGUUCAGAUCGCUCUUGAUCUUGAGGUAGUGGCUUUUCAAAGAUUUCUUGUAUAUUUUAUUCUCUUCUGGACGUGGAUCAUCAUUUUAGAGUUUGGACACUUGUACCAAAAGAGAAGUUGAGGAAAUCUUGGAAACGCCAGCAACUUACUUUUGCUGUAGUUGUUAGAAGUGCAGUGAGUGCCCUCUCAGAGGCAGUGGCUUUCCUGCCACAAAUCUAAGGGACCACAGACUUUAUACAGGAAACUGGUCACUUCUAGAGGACAGCCCAAAAUUUAUCAAAGGAAGUUCUACCAUGCUGAAUAACCUUAAAUACGCAUCCGCAAUGUCUUUAUAAUCUGUUUCCUUUGGGUAAAUUUGGGGCUGUUGGUGUAUAUUGAAUUCCAGGCUUUAGAGGAGGUAUGAGAAAUAGGAAAGUCUUAUUUUUGGAAGUAGGUGUCAUUCACUCUUUGAGACUUAGAAGUAAAUCUAAUGGUAAGAAUACGAGUUUAUCGGCACAAGAAUUAAAAACUGAUUUUUUCCUUAGUGUGUAGAUGUAGUUUUACUGGCAAUAAUUAGUAGUAGACUUCUAUCAGUACAUGAACUACAGUAUAAAUUACGCUCCCCUAGUUUGACUCCCUCUUUGGUAGGCUUGCUUGUUGUGAAGAUCACUCCUCAAAGGCAGAUGUUCAUAAUAGCUUAAUUGGUUUUAAUCUUUGUAAAUGAUGUAAUAUAAUUUCUUUUGACUAAACAUGGAAAAAUAACAUGUGUUAUACAUUGAAAAGUUUUUACAGGCUUUGACUGGAAUCAUUUUUGAAGAGACGGUAUUUUAUAUGCUUCCAGUAUUUGGAAAAGAAUUAGUCAAAAGGAAUUCAAAUAAUUUAAAUAUUGACAAAUUAAUAUCCAAAUAACAUACUUGUGUGAUUUUUUUAAUAACCAGGGGAAAGUGGGGGUGGGUGGGAAUUACAAUGUGCAAAUAAAGAGUGACCUUUGCAUUCAUUUUCGACUCUUAACACAAAACUGCUAAAUCGUAACACAUUGUUACUCUUAAUACAUGUAUAAAGUAUUACUGUUUGUAAAGCUGCUGUUUGCUUAAGAAAUUAUCAUGUAAGUAUUUUCUGUACAUUGUGCCAACAGAUUAGAACAUUAAUUUAAUUUGCUGAAAGCUUAUCCUUUUAUUUAAUUUUUUUCUGUGGAAUAUUUUAUUUGCAAACAUCUUUCCUUCUCCCUUCUCCCUUUCGGCCUUUGUACACAUCAUAGAUUCUGCAGAAUCUAAACCCGACCCCUGUUUAAUGAUAACAUUUAAACUUGGUUGGCACAUCACACCUUAAAAGUAUUUGGGUUUUUUUGUAAUUUAAUUUCUAAAUAUACCACCUGAAUUUAUAAUUUAAUGUCUUAAUUGUAAUGCUCUAAUAAAAACUAGCAAAAUUAGUGGAUUAUACCAAAAGAGGAUUUCUGUGUUCUUUUUCUGUGUGAAGGAUAAACAUUGUCUCACAUUCUGAGGUUAAUAACAGCCUUUUUGCACUUUGUAAGUACUAGUGGGGUCUUCUCUGCUAAUAAAGUGGUUAUUGAAAUGCA
Peromyscus californicus insignis is the source of this 6773-nucleotide messenger RNA. RefSeq names its product SECIS binding protein 2 like (gene Secisbp2l). The transcript is spliced from 18 exons. Gene Ontology annotation, cellular component: ribonucleoprotein complex. Bases 124 to 3405 code for a protein of 1093 amino acids. Gene Ontology annotation, molecular function: mRNA 3'-UTR binding; selenocysteine insertion sequence binding; ribonucleoprotein complex binding. The record is from RefSeq and is a predicted model, not a curated record. Gene Ontology annotation, biological process: selenocysteine incorporation. Lineage: Eukaryota; Metazoa; Chordata; Mammalia; Rodentia; Cricetidae.